UACCCGACUCCACUCCAAGUGGUCAGGGUUGUUUAUUUUCGUGUUCAUUAGUUGUUGUUUUUUUUUGACGAAGCAGGCUGUGUCAGCUGAUUGACAUGGCGUAUCGAAGAAGAUUGUUCAACCAGGCGUUCAGUGCAUGGAAUAAAGCAUCUCCAAAUGGCUUUUUUAAAAAUGUAUCUACCACAUCAAAUGUGCGGUCAAAAGAAUAUGCUUUUGAGAUGGCGUGUUCUAGUGUACGAUAUGGUGCUGGUUGUACAACAGAAGUUGGCUUAGAUUGUCAGAAUUUUAGAGCCAAGAAAGUUUGUGUAAUGACCGACAGUAACUUAAUCAAACUUCCGCCAGUUAAAACAGUUCUUGACUCAUUAGAUCGAGCGAAUGUACCAUAUGAAAUAUAUGAUAGAGUUAGAGUAGAACCCACUGAUGUCAGUUUUAAUGAUGCAAUAGAUUUUGCGAAGAAAGGUGAUUUUGAUGUGUUUGUUGCCGUCGGUGGUGGAUCUGUUAUUGAUACGUGUAAAGCUGCUAAUCUUUAUUCAACCAAUCCCAAGGCAGAGCUCUUAGAUUAUGUUAAUGCACCAGUUGGAAAGGGUCUACCUGUCACUCACGACUUAAAGCCACUCAUAGCAGUAACUACUACAGCAGGAACAGGAAGUGAAACAACAGGCGUAGCUGUCUUUGAUUACCUCCCUUUGAAAUCUAAAACAGGUAUUGGUAGUAGAGCUAUCCGUCCUACACUAGGUAUUGUUGAUCCAUUACAUCUAAAAUACAUGCCAGAACGUGUGGCAGCCUAUAGCGGUAUAGAUGUAUUAUGUCAUGCAUUAGAAUCAUAUACAGCCUUACCUUACAAUGAACGAUCUCCAUGUCCUGAGAAUCCAAACCUACGUCCAGCCUACCAGGGUAGUAAUCCUAUGAGUGAUAUCUGGUGUGAACAUGCCUUAAGGAUUACCAGUAAAUAUAUAAAACGUGCUGUAUAUGAUAAUGAUGAUAUGGAAGCCAGGUCAGCCAUGCAUCACGCUAGUUCAUACGCUGGUAUUGGAUUUGGUAAUUCUGGAUGUCAUGCUUGUCAUGGUUUGUCGUAUUCUAUAUCUGGUCUAGUUAAAGAUUAUAAAGCUAAAGGUUAUACAGAUGAACAUCCUUUAAUACCCCAUGGAUUAACUGUAACUAUAACAGCACCAGCUCUCUUUGAUUGGACUGGUGUAGCUUGUCCAGAACGUCAUAUCAGAGCCGCAGAAAUGCUUGGUCGUGAUGUGACCAAUGUAAAACGAGAUGAUGCUGGUAAAGUAUUAUCAGAGACUGUUCUCAACAUCAUGAAUGAAAUAGGUGUACCUAAUGGACUGGGUAGUCUGGGCUACACUAGUCAAGAUGUACCAGGCUUAGUUAAAGGUGCCAUACCACAACAACGUGUAUUAAAGCUAACACCAAGGAAGAUCGAAGCCGAUCAUAUGGCUGAAAUAUAUGAAAAAUCGAUGAGCAUUUAUUAAAUAUUGGUAUAAUAUUAUACAGUUUUAUAAUCAACACAAAUUUGGCCAUAAAAAAAACAGACAAUUCCUACCAAAAAUCUGAUGCCGGAGGGACAUGUUAAUUUUAUGUUUUUAUUUUGUCAAAGAAUCACUACUUGGCUAAAUGACUUCUAUGCACAUCAAAUUGUUGUUUAUAGGAAUGUAUGAUUAUCCAGUAUCAUUUUUGAUUGUAAUUAACAUUUAUUAGGGUUGUGUACUUGAUAAAUGAGCCUGGAUUCAUUCAAGUUGUUUUAUAGAUUUAUUUUAUGUAACCAGGAUAAAAUGAUUAAUGAAAUAAAACAGAUGAGACCCUUUGAAGUGAUGUAGGAUUAUCUGUGAACCAGAAUUUUUUUUUUUUUAUAUGACCUUUAUAUUAUGGGAUUUAAGGGCAUUCAGUCUUUCAUUGAAUGGAGAGAAAGAAUUAACAGUUGGGCAGUGAUGCAUUAUAAACAUCAGGGGUAUUAAAUACAUGUCUUCAUUUUCUCUAGUCUAAUUAAAGAUACAUUAUGGGAGAUUAGAUAAAGAGCUGGUAGUUCUCACUAUAAUAGUUAAAAACUAGAUAAUGUAAAGGCAAUUUGCUGAAAAUUUCAGUCAAAUUGAUCCACUAUGAACCGAGAAUUAAGCAAUUGAAAUUUCAACCUAGCCUCGAUCAUCAUCACUAAAGUCUGUACAAUAAAAAAAAAUCUUGAUUAUCCAUUUCAUGAUUAAAUCAGAAGCAGCAGAUUGGGGUGUAAUCCAGUAAAUAUCGCAGACUAGCGAUGCCAUCGAGAGUUGAUUAUGGUCUGGAUAAGUUAAUUAAUGUCUAAUUAAUAAUUUAGAUAACAUUUCUGGCCUAAAGAAAGACCUGCAAUUGGCAGAUUUAGCUCUUGCAUAAUGUAUGUUUAAAACUAAAUGUUUUUUUAUAUUCUGUGUAUUCGGUUGGCCCAUUAACAUCCAAAGAUAUUUUUAAGAAAAGCACCUUUGACCUUUAAUAGACAAUGAAUCUGGUGAUGAAAUAUUUGAACCAAUUUGAAAUAUAUGUUAUGUGAUUUUUAUAUAUAAAAAUAGAGAGAGAGGAAGAUGGGAUCAAUUCCACUUGAUUUCCAAUGACCAGACUUAUGAUCUAAAGUCAUAACUGUAAGGGAGGUAACCUUUAGCUGAAUGGGUUAAAGUGGUGCACUACAAAUGUGUUAGUUGUGCAAUCUGUUACUGUUCAUUCAGUUCUGUAGAUUGUACAUGAUUACAAAGCAUAGAGUCGUCUGUUUAACCUCAUACAAGGUGCUAUGACUUGCCUCUACUGUCAAUAAAUAACAUACAUUCAAUCAAACUAUUCUCGCUCUUUCUCUCUCUUUCAAGAAAAUGUAUUUCUGAAUAAUAUUGUUAUUGUUACUUGAUUCAUAAAGAACUUUUGAUAACUUUUUAAUGAACUAUUUUUUAAAUGAAAAUUGCUAUGUAUUAUUUUAUAACACUGUAAAUUGAUACUGUUCACUUUUGAACAAUAACUAUUACUGACAAGAUCUAAGAUUUCAUUUGAUAUGCACAAAGGUUUAAUAGUCCGUAAUCAGACAAUAGUUGUAGGUGUUAUGGUGUUAAAACCGUGACUGUUAAAUUACGUACAUCACUGUUUGUUCCAUUUGCGUAUUCAAUAGUGAUGAAUAUCAGAAUUAAUUACUCUUUCACACUAUUAAUGACAUGUUUUACAGCUAGUUACACACCAAAUAAUGAAUGGUUACUGUAGAAUUUCUAACCACUUUCUGUUGAUACUAUUGUCUACGAUAUCACCCAUGGGGAAAGUGGACGUAAAACUUGAGGAACGAACGAAUGUUGAUACUAAACUCAAGUUUAAAGAGAUGAUGACUUGUAUAAAUUUGAAGAAGUAAAGUUCUGAUUAGAACACAGAUCAUAUUUCCAUUACAUUUUUUAUUGUUCAGCUUUUGUUUUAUUUGUCUUUAACAGUAGGAUCUAGAAGAGUUUAUAAAUGCAAUGUGUUUAGUUUGAUAUAGGGGAUUAGCCAAUGAAAAGAUCUGUUUGGUCCAGUGAUAUGCAGAUUUUCAUAGAAUUAUGGGAGCAGGUAUGACUCAGUAGGUAACAAAACCGUUAAAUCAUUCAGGGACACUUGACAUGACCUCCCUCUCAAAUGAGUCAUAUCUGUGUGAGGAGGGGUGGAUGGCCAAAUGGUUUAACCUAUGCCCUUUAAAUCAGAAGGUUUGUCAUUGAGUAAGCUGUUGUUUGCCCGCUUGUACGUGACAAGGAAUAGAGCCGACUGUCCAACCUUGUGGGUUUUUUCUGGAACCCCCCACUGCUAAAGACACUACCGCACUAGCGAUUUUAUUGAAAUGAAAUUGAACUAUAUCUGUGUGGCGUUUAGGUUAUCAAAACCAUAGGAUAAAGAAAUUUAGAUCUAAUUUUCAAUUCUAUUGAAGUGAACAGUAUGAGAUUUACAGUGGGAGUAUAUUAUAUACUUUAAAGACAACUAUAUAUUAUAUUGUUAAUUAUCUACAAUAAUUGUUACAUAAAGUUUUAUACAUAAAAGUUGAUUUGUUAUAAUUUGCUCAUUUACACCCAAUAUACCGGUAUUUCCUGUAGGAUUGUUACAGUAAUUAAUACCAGUUUUAUAAUAAUAUAUCUCUUGUUAAAUAUUUUAUAAUAAAUGUUGUAGAGAGGGAAUAAAAAUAGAUUUUAAAUGAAAAGAAAUUUAA
Messenger RNA from Patella vulgata (common limpet), 4174 nucleotides. Its product is annotated as hydroxyacid-oxoacid transhydrogenase, mitochondrial. The record is from RefSeq and is a predicted model, not a curated record. NCBI's taxonomy places the organism in Eukaryota, Metazoa, Mollusca, Gastropoda, Patellidae. Gene Ontology annotation, molecular function: metal ion binding; alcohol dehydrogenase (NAD+) activity. Bases 96 to 1478 code for a protein of 460 amino acids. Gene Ontology annotation, cellular component: mitochondrion. The transcript has 14 exons.